AUGUCGAUUACGGUGGGCAGCCUCUUCGGCCAGGACCAGAGCGCCCUUGAGGACCUGGGGCUACUCCCGGAAGAUGUCGAUGCUGGAACACAGCUUGCUCCGGUUACAUCUAGUAGAAGUAUUACUCCCGCGGCUUCCUCGUCGAGGCAAGUCGCCUCCGCGGAACCACAGGUGUUUGUUACCCGCCAAAGCGGUACUCUGGGAGGAAUUCCUUGGUUUGAGGAAAUGAUUGAAGGAAGCCGACUGGGGAGAGUAGGGAAACACCGCAGGGGCGUCGGAGGUAACGAUACGAUGCAUGUCGAAUGGGAGGUGACCGAGUGGCAUGACACCGUCCCAUCCAUCUCCACAGAGACCAGUGAAACCACUGGUAGCCCAAGGAUUUCCGCCAAAAGAAAAUCCCCUCAGGUUUGUUUAUCUUAUGCCAUUAUUACUAUAUGCUAA
Trichophyton verrucosum HKI 0517 is the source of this 441-nucleotide messenger RNA. RefSeq lists its product as uncharacterized. Lineage: Eukaryota; Fungi; Ascomycota; Eurotiomycetes; Onygenales; Arthrodermataceae. The record is from RefSeq and is a predicted model, not a curated record. The transcript has a single exon. The coding region runs from base 1 to 441 and encodes 146 amino acids.